GUGACAUAACGUUGAAUGGCCGUCGGAGGAACUUCAACAGCGAACAUGAAUUCAUAAAUUCCUGCAAGGACUGGCGAGGAGGUACUUGAAGACUAGCUUCACAAUGAUCAAUUGAAUUUAUCAACACUGUACACUGCAACAACUGACCGAGGAGAAAGUACAAAACUUGGAAGUCAAUCAGUAGGUACUAUCAUUGGAUAUCGAACGAAUCUUGAAGUUUGUUGAAACGGCCGGAAUCGUGACAAACUCUGCCUUCUGGCUGCGAUCAAGGACGUCGCUCUCAGUUUCUCCGAAGCUCCUGGUCAAUAUCGAGGAACCAAUUUAGUUCAGCAUACACCAUGUCAUCGUCUGGCCCUAACGCCGAUGAGAAGCCAAAGAUCACACUUCACUGGCUAGAAGUCUCUCGAUCACACCGGAUCUUGUGGCUCUUGGAAGAGCUCGGGCUUCCGUACGAUCUGAAGACGUACAAGAGGACGAAAGAAGGCCUGGCUCCGCCCGAACUGAACAAAGUGCACCCGCUCGGAAAAUCCCCUGUCAUUGAGAUCCAGGUACCGGGCAAUGAGAAGCCGAUUGUGCUUGCUGAAUCUGCAGCUAUCUGCGAGUACCUGUGCGACUACUAUGGAACUCACCUAGUACCCAAACGCUACCGUGAAGGCAAAGAAGGGCAGAUCGGCGGCGAGUCUGAGUCGUGGUUGAGAUACCGAAUGCUCAUGCACUAUGCUGAGGGCAGUCUCAUGCCACUGAUGUUGAUGUCUUUGAUGGUCCAAAGGAUUCGGAACUCACCUGUGCCAUUCUUCAUCAAGCCUAUCACAAAUGGCGUGGCCAGCAAGAUCGAGUCGGCUUUCUUGCAGCGCAACUUCAAGACCCAUUAUGACUUUCUGGAAGGCCAGCUCUCAACUUCUCCCGACGGCGGCAGUUUUUUAUGUGGAAGCGACCUGAGCGCGGCCGAUAUCAUGUUGUCAUUCCCGUUGGAAGCUGGCCGAAGUCGCUCAGGGUUUUCAAGGGAACAAUAUCCGAAGAUCUGGGCCUAUGUUGACCGAAUCCAUGAGCGGGAAGCCUAUAAACGCUCGGUUCAAAAGAUCAUCGAGCUGGAGGGCGAGUUCAAAACAUCCAUGUGAAGUGGAGCUCAGAUGUCCCACUGCCGUGGUUAAGCCUGUUGUACAGUACGCUGCAGAGAUAUCCUUUUGCCGGACCGGAAACCAUACCAGAUCCCGCUCCAUCUCAGGCAAGCUUGGCAAAUCCAUUGGAUUCUACUCACAUAUAGCCCUUUGGAUGGACAGUGGAGUGGUCGAUGAUGUACGUAUAUGCCGAUGACAAUAUAUGUGUUCACAUACAUUGCGGAAAUUUGCAGAAUAUGUCAACACUUCUCUGUUUCCUGUAGUCGAGCUUUUGAUCUGAUCUCCUCGCUUCAACCGAACGACUGGACUGGCGGCCUUCUGCGGCAGCUCUGAUCAAACAAGGUCCACUCGUCCUGCUUCUGGGUUCGUCUUCGCG
This is a messenger RNA of Exophiala dermatitidis NIH/UT8656, 1494 nucleotides long. Its product is annotated as glutathione S-transferase. The record is from RefSeq and is a predicted model, not a curated record. Lineage: Eukaryota; Fungi; Ascomycota; Eurotiomycetes; Chaetothyriales; Herpotrichiellaceae. The coding region runs from base 339 to 1118 and encodes 259 amino acids. The transcript is spliced from 3 exons.